Molecule: messenger RNA, 1794 nt
Organism: Gymnodraco acuticeps
Lineage: Eukaryota; Metazoa; Chordata; Actinopteri; Perciformes; Bathydraconidae
Exons: 3
Coding region: 133-807 (224 amino acids)
Source: RefSeq, a predicted model, not a curated record
UCCCCCUCCCCUAGCUCCCCCUCCCAGCAGCAGAGAGGGGCACAGAGCAGCCACACUCCACAGCCAAACCCUAAUUGUGUGUGCGUGUGUCUGCAUUUUUUUCCCUGACAUGAAGAAGGAAACCAAGUCACAAUGUGGCAUUGUUGGAUGCCCUUCAUCUUGGCCUGGGUGUCCAUGCCAACCCCGACUCUCUGCCAAAGUGGAGAUUGGGGUUCAGGCUUUGACAUCUUCCCGGCGUUAAUGGCCACCAAUGACACGUCUCAGGCAGUUGGCGAUGAGCCUGUGAAGAUGAGAAACAAUGAAGACUGGAUCACAUCAGCAACUUCCUCACCACCACCACCACCCUCCCCCACAAUGCAUUAUGAGCCCCAACCGGACAAAUGCUCGGUCCACUUCAGCACUAGCGCCGCUGCGGCUCGGAGGCUGAAGGCCCAGAAGGAGGAGCUGGCCUACCUGCAGGCCAUUCAGCAUGGAAACAAGGCCGUGGUGGAGAACCUGGUGCAGUUUGUGGGGGCAGAGCUGGGGGAUCAGAGCUAUGAAGAUGUGAUUAAGGAAAAUGUCAUCGGCAUCCAAGGGGACCACAAGACUUGCCACGAGGCGGUGGAGAAAGCAGAAGACGAUAUGGCAAAGCAGCUGGAGGGGGAAGUGUUGAAUGCUGGGCUGCAGAAAAUCAGAAAAGAGUCCUCGGCUUUUGAAGACAUGCACCGCGCUGCAGUGGACAUCGCCAAGCGGCUGGAGAUCUCAUCGCAGGCCCUGCAUGCUUCGUUCACCAAGCAGCUGAAAGACAUUGGCAGAAUUCGUCGCUAAGAACGUUUUAAGAGACUUUCUGCCCCCAUGUCAUCCUUCAACAUGGUGAAGAGGUUUUGGUAUCCUUUGUGAGACCCAAAAUAAUGAUAACUUUCCAGAUUUCUAUAUUUUAUUGAAUCAAAAUAUAUGUGCUUUACAGAGAUGCAACAAUGCGUCAAGAUCAGCCUCAACGGUAGGAAUCAACAUGGUUAAAAGAUGACGGGAAAGUUCAAGGGUGGAGGAGAGCAGAGAAGGAUUGUUGGGUGAAAAAAACAAGUUUCCCUUUCACUCGAGUUAAAACCCCGUAACCCAUAAAAUAUUAUUUUCCAUCCAGGCUUUAUUCAUGAGGUCAAUAAUAGUAACAGUAUGCGGUGCAGGUUUUAGCCAAGUUGAGUGUUUAUAGCUCAAAUUAGAUUGGCCAUCGGAGACCAAACAUAAUGGCUCUGUUAGUCUUUUCCAGAAACAAACUAUGGGUCGGCCAUCUGGUUCCAGGGCGAGGAUGGAGGCCAGGAUACGUUUAGGAGGACUAGUGUGUUCCAAUAGACAUUUUGUUUUGCAAUUAAAAAAAAAAAAAAGGAUAAAGUGCAACUAGAACUGCAUCGUUAUUAAGUAUUGUUUUGGGUUCUUGAGAAACUAUGCACAAAUCUGCAGAUGACGGACGAGCUGUUUUAUCAACAAUUAGACAAUUCCUUACUGUGAAAAGGAAGAAUUAAGCAGGAAACACACCUUCAAAAACAUGAUGAAGCUCUUUAAACAAAGCACCUCUGAAUCUGUACAUUGUUUAAAGGAGUGUUUUUGAGAUUUUACAUCAGGAGGACAUUAUUUGUGGGUCUCUUAACUGGAUUAAGAUGUUACAAUGUGAGAAACACACUUUUGUUGUGUAUCCAGCUUCAUUGUGCUAUACUGUCUUCAACCCUACUUUCAAUCAUGUUUUAAAUCAUACAAAGGUGUAAUGUGAAUGUGUGAAAUGUAUGACAAAGGUAUACCAGUAAAGAUCAACAAGCAAUG